Messenger RNA from Naegleria lovaniensis, 582 nucleotides. RefSeq lists its product as uncharacterized. The coding region runs from base 1 to 582 and encodes 193 amino acids. Lineage: Eukaryota; Heterolobosea; Eutetramitea; Acrasida; Naegleriidae. The transcript has a single exon. The record is from RefSeq and is a predicted model, not a curated record.
AUGAGGAAUGUAUUGAGAGUUCUAAAUUCAACGGAGUUUCAAGUAAUCACUGAGCUUCCGUUAAUAGAUGAUCCGUAUUUCAAAAGUCUUUCUGAAAAUGUUGAAAAGUGUGUGGAUAAUAGCAUGGAGGAGGUUCAGAAAAAGGUGAAACAACUUGAAAGACUUCAUGAACAAGAAAUGGAAAAGAUUAAGGUAUACCACAAACAUGAAGAGGAAAAGAUGAAAGAACAAUUUAAACAAGAAAUGAAAAAAAAGGAAGACAAAAUUAAGAAAGAGUUUCUUCAAGGAAAGUUGGACAUUCUGUGUGGAUGCCUGUUUUUAACAGGAAAGGAGAAGAUUGUUUCAUUUGAGCAUGCUGAUGUAAUUGCGUGUUUGUUAACCGGAACUGUUGAGAAAGUAAGGGACUUGGUGAGUACUGAAGAUGACGCUUUUCUGUUAGCCCUUGCCUUCAGCCUUCCCGUCAAAAACCAGCAACAGACAGUUACAUUUAAAACAGCAGUUCUUGAAUCCCUCCAAUCGAAACUGGAGCUCCUGCGCAAUUUUUUACACCCAAGCAAUUCACUUCAACCACCUUCCAAGUAA